GGGUUGGUUUGCACUGAGUUGACUGCCUACUUAAAGUCAGAUGGAUUGGACAGCUCUGUGACUCGCCGCGGCUCGGAAUGACAUGAUGUAAUUUGUAAAUAUAUGAAUUACAACAUACUGUGAUCUUUUUCUUUAUCCCAAUUAAAAUGGAUAUAUAUUCGUCUAAGCUGUCCCCCGUACUGGAUAUAGGUGUUGGGGUGUUUCUCAUCGUUAUUGCUGGACUCUCCAUUGUCGGCAACGUCCUGGUCCUCGUCGUGGCUUACAGGCGGUCCUCCAAGAUGAAGCCCCCCGAGAUGCUGAGCAUCAACCUGGCCGUGACGGACCUGGGGGCGGCCAUCUCAAUGUACCCGCUGGCCGCCUUGUCGGCGUGGAACCACCGCUGGCUGGGGGGCGACGGCACCUGCGUCUACUACGGCCUGGUGGGCUUCUUAUUCGGGACGGCCAGCAUCAUGAACCUCACCGUGAUGGCCGUCGUGCGCUUCGCCGUCUCCGUCAAUAACCUGUCACCCAGGGAGCAGAUCAGCCGACGCACAGUGAAGAUACUGUGUGCGUGGAUCUGGCUGUACGCAUUCACCUGGGCCCUGCUCCCCAUCAUCGGUUGGGGAAGGUACGGCCCCGAACCCUUCGGCCUGUCCUGCUCCUUGGCCUGGAGGUGGAUGAAGGUCGAUGGCUUCUCCUUCGUCAUCACCAUAAUGUGCUUCAACCUGGCCUUCCCCUCGCUCAUCAUAGUCACCUGCUACUUCGGCAUCAGUCUCAAGCUCUACUGCACCUACAGGAACUGCAUCAAGGAGGGUCUUCAGAUACCAAACAUUGUCAAGAUGAACCGCCGGCUGCUCAUCAUCGCCAUCUUGAUCAGCGCGAGCUUCAUCGUCAGCUGGACGCCGUACGGCUUGGUGAACCUGUGGUACGUCCUGCGCAGCGGCUACCCCUUGCCUCCGGAGGUCACCCUGCUGCCAUGCCUCUUCGCCAAGUGCGCCACUGUCUACAACCCGCUAAUCUACUACACCUUCAGCAAGAGGUUCAAGCGCGAGGUCAGGCACCUGUUCACACUGUGUUGCAUCGGCAGCAGCCCGUCCCAGGCGGUGGUCAACCAAAGCAGGGACUCUAUGGUGAGCCAACGCCACAACCAGGUCACUGUCAUCGGCAUCAACCAGCUCUUGGAUAGGAGCUACUGCCCGGGAGAUGCCAACAAUGCCCCCGGUUGAUCUUCCAUUUUUCAAAGAUCAACUGCUACACAUUUGACUUCUUGUGAGAUUGCGGAACCUACUACGAACGGCACAUGAAUACUCAUGUGCCGAUCGACAAGGAUACAUGUUUCAUGAAUGAGGUUAAGUUUUCAUUGAGCUGCUGUGUAUGUUGCGGUUGCAUUAGACUGUGAAGUCAGUCGACUGAGAUCCCAAAUCUUGGUUUAAAAUGUGUUCAACUGUAAGCUGUGAAUCUUGAGGUUAGAUAAAAGAUACUGUGUGUGGAAAAAGCUCCACUGUGGUACUAUUUUAGGAUAAUUAGAAAGAGAAACAGCAAAAUAAGCUAGCCAAAUGACAUCGCUCUGGCCCAUUGUAUUUGUAGCACAAAGGUCAAAAUUGACCUUGCAAGGUAAUUUUUUAAACCAAGUCCACAGACUAUUUUCAUCGUCAGAAAAAGAGAGAUGUAUGCAUAGAUAGAAACACGACAGCAUGAUACAAAUGCUGUCAACUUAAGAUUGGCAAAACCAACAAACAAAACCAACAUAUUCAUACAACGUUACCGACCAGUUUGACCUAUGAUAUAUUUUUUAUUUUGAUACUAUACUACAUGUUUAACUGUAACAUAGGCUUUUCCUAAUGGUUUAAGUCAAGCUAAAAAGACACCCAUCCAAGUAUGUGUGUGUAUGUGUGUAUGUAUGUAUAUGUAUAUAUA
Molecule: messenger RNA, 1896 nt
Organism: Gadus morhua (Atlantic cod)
Lineage: Eukaryota; Metazoa; Chordata; Actinopteri; Gadiformes; Gadidae
Gene: opn8b
Product: opsin 8, group member b
Exons: 4
Coding region: 147-1205 (352 amino acids)
Biological process (GO): G protein-coupled receptor signaling pathway
Cellular component (GO): membrane
Molecular function (GO): G protein-coupled receptor activity
Source: RefSeq, a predicted model, not a curated record